This is a messenger RNA of Chara braunii, 4690 nucleotides long. Lineage: Eukaryota; Viridiplantae; Streptophyta; Charophyceae; Charales; Characeae. The record is from the annotation of a GenBank genome assembly.
GUGGUGGGGUCGUGCCCACAAUCGGGGAUGAGGGGAAGACCCCUCACUCCGCAGGCCCGGCUGGCACAGGCAGCGCGAACGAGGAAUCAAGCCAAGACCAGUGCCAGUCAAGAGCCUCUGAGGAGAGAACUCGAAUCAGGGAGAAGGAAAGAGGUUGUGGAAGUAGAGGACGACGAUGAUGAAGAGGAAGAGGACGAGAAGCUGUGUAGAGAGGAGGAUCAGAGAGCGGAGCAGCGGGCAAGAAAAAAAGGAACCAGAGGAGAGGCCGAACCGGUUAUAUAUGACGGGCCACCCAAAAAGAAGAAAUACGCGGUUCGGUUGGAAGAGGGAUUUGAUGUAGAGAGAGUAAUUGACAGGCUGCUGGAAGGGCAUAAUGACCUCAUGACCCUGAAGGAAAUCCUAGCGUCAGCCCCGCGACUCUACGAUGAACUAAAGGGGAGAUUGUCGAGGCGCCUGAUACCCAAUGUCCAUCUGGGUACUAUCCUGCCCAAGGAGGCUGAGUGGGUAGAGUCGGGGACGAAAGUGGACUGGAAGUGUGUAGCCUGCGGCACGGUGGAUUUGGUGGUGAAGGGCUCCAAGUGUGCGGCAAUGGUGGACAUCGGGGCCGAAAUGAACAUCAUUCGGGAGGCGGACGCAAUCAAAUUCGGGCUGGAUAUAGACCGUUCUGACUGCGGUAUUCUGCACGGAGCCAGCUGCAAGGCCGUUUUUUGUGGGACAGCCUCGAAUGUGCUUAUCGAGGUUGGAAAGGUGAAGGCCAGGGCAUGCUUCUUCAUAAUGCCGGACGUGGACCAUGGAAUCCUCCUGGGGAGGAACACCGGACCAAGGAGUGUAAGGAACCGGCCCAAUCCAGGAUCAUUCACGAUCGAGGAAUCGGAAGGGGAGCGCCGGAGGCUCCGGGCAGAGCCCGAAGCAGGAGAGAGGGUGAAAGCAUUUUCCCUUAGCCUGUCAAAUGUUGGGAAGGCCAUGGACCUGGUGGCCGCGCAUGAGAUGGCAGAUUCGGAUGCCAUCCAGGCCUUGAGGGAGCAAGUUUUGAAAUGCCCCGAGGUAGGAAGGUUGGAGUUGGUAUAUCGGCUCCCAGGCAGCGGAGGGCACCCCGCAUCAACACAAACACAAUCUGUGAGUCGGCCUAAGCAGGGUUCCCAAAGGCGGUACAAGACGGUAGAUAAGAAGUGCCGCCCGGUUCCCGUCCUCGUUACAGAAGACGAGGAAGCAUAUUACGAAAGAGAGCGAGGGCUGAUACGGCGAAUGAGGGAGAGUGUUUUAGCAGGACCAUGUCGUAUCAACGAAGAGAAUAAAGGGGAGUUGAUUAUAGGGGAGCUCGACUUCCUACUACCUCAAGAGCGAACAUUGAUGGUGGAAUUAAUGAAGAGGAGACAUCGCGCCUAUACGUUUAGCGACGAGGAGCGUGGCAGACUGGAUGUGGACAAGAUACAUAUGAUCCACAUCCACACCGUACCACACGAGCCUUGGAACAUGAGAGGGGCGCGAUAUCCUAACCCUGACGAGGAAAAGAAGGUAGUGGAUUACCUCGACGGCAAAAUACAUACGCACGUCGCCGACUAUUCUAACCUUUACUCAGGAUACGAUCAGUUUCCGGUCUCCCCGCCGGAUAGGCCGGUGACGGCUAUGCAUACGCCGCGAGGAUUAAUCCACAUGAACGUGGCCCCUCAAGGGUGGACCAAUGCAGUAGCAAUGGUCCAACGGGCCAUGAUUCGGGUUAUGCAGUCAGUCAGCCCCCAUAUUACACAGCCAUACAUCGACGAUUUGGCGGUGAAAGAGCUGGCAGUGAAGGAGACCGAUGAAGUCUCGCCAGGGGUAAGGCGCUUUGUUUGGGAGCAUAUCCAGGACCUCGAAAAAGUCCUGAGCCUGCUCGAGGAGCAUAACCUCACGGCAAGCGGGGCCAAAUCAAGAUACUGCAUGAGGGAAGCGACUAUUUUGAGGUUCAUCUGCAGCGAGAAGGGCCAGAGGCCGGAUGUAAAGAAGACGGACAAGAUUACUGAGUGGCCAGUUCUGUUCCACUCAAUAACUAAUGUCAGAAGCUUCCUUGAAGUUCUAAUUCAGGCAGACAUGGAAGGAAAGGAAAGACCCUUGCGAUUUGAGAGUCGGACUCUCUGUACGACGGAGAGGGACUACUCACAGUUCAAGAGGGAGACCCUUGCCGUCCUCCAUUGUCUGCGAAUCUUCCAGAACUACAUCUUCGGCAGGAGGUUUAUUUUGAGAGUGGAUCCGACCGCCCUGGCCUACUCUCUAAAGAAUUACGUUCCAUCGGAUCCGACGGUUGCCAGAUGGCUGACGUACAUCUGGAUGUUCAAUUUCGAAUUGGGACGGAUACCUGGCAGUAAGAACCGGGCGGACGGGCUGAGUAGGAUCAACUGGGAUAAACAGGAAGGGGAGGCGGUGGAGAAUACGCCCCCAGUUGAUGGAUUUCUAGAUCAGGAAGAAGAUGUUCGUCUCCACAUCAAUAAGUGGUCGCCGCGAGUGCCCAGCUGUGUAGGCUAUCCUAUUUGGCAAACGCCAAGUGGGUAUGAACGGAGGGAUGAGUUAGUCCUUAAGCCCUUUGAGGAAGAGGAUCCCUGGGGUGGUAAGGAUGUUCAGUGGAUGAUGGAGCUAGCACUGACCAGCUCGCAUAGCCUGGUGGAGGAUAUGAGGACGAUUGAGGAAGGACCUGGCCAGGUAGAACGGCAUGAGGACCUGAUGGGAGGAAUAUAUCUCCUCGUCAAUACGUUAUUGCAGGAAAGCCUAGACCAGUCAGACUCGUUGAACCCGACAGGGAAUGUGGACGAAGUGCGUGAGAGCCAGGACGACGAGUUCGAGGAAGGGGAAAUUAAGGAGGCUUUUCGUGCAGAGGAGUACGACGGGAUCUACCUAGAGAUGGGGCUUCUUCUGUCAUGUGAAAUGCGGCUAAGGGAUGCAGGCGAUAGGGCUCAGAGGAUGCUGCAGCGCUACUUAGUGCGAGACGACCACCUUUUCGAAAGAUCCCGUUUAAGGCAAGGAGAGCCGCUGCAUCCAAGGCUAGAGCGAGAGGUGGGGGCCGUAGUGCAUCUCGAUCUGCUUUUUAUGCCGCUUGGGGACCAGGGCUAUAACUAUAUUUUCGAUGCGCGCGACAACCUGUCUGGCUUCGUAGACGGGCAUGCUAUUCGCACGAAGACCAGGUCAGCCCUAGUGAGCUGCAUCGAGGAGUAUUACCUACGCUAUCCUUUCGUCAGGGAAUUCGUAAUGGACAGGGGAUCGGAGUUUACUUGCCAGGAGGUGCAAGAACUUUUAUCAAGGUAUGGUGUGGCAGCCAAUUACACCACGGCCGCGCACCCCCAGGCAAAUGCUCCCGUGGAGAGAGGACAUAGUACCAUUACGAGUCUCCUGGCUAAGUGGACCGAAGGUAGGCCUAAUCAAUGGCCACGAUACCUAAGGGCGGCUUUCUUUGUCGAGAAUAUUACAGUAAAAAGAUCCACCAAGUACGCACCGGCGACAUUGUGGUACGGAAGGCACGCGACCUUCCCUAUCGAAAGUUUUCUUAAGACAUGGAGGCGCCAGGAUCUGGAAGUUAACCUGUCAUUUGAAGAGUUGUUCGAUAUUCGGGCGCGGCAGGUAGGGGCCAUAGAAGAAAGGAUCCAGGAGGCGUCUGAUCAGGUGGCGAGGAGCCGUAUGGAUGAUAAGGAUCGAUGGGAUCAGUCUGCGCGGGUGAGGAAGGUACCCUUGGCAGUGGGAGAUGUCGUGCUUCUCUACUAUUCAUCACUGGAGAAGCAGUGGUCCAUGAAGCUCGAUAAGAGGUGGUUAGGUCCCUACCGGAUCGUACGGGUCGGAGACUUCGGGGCGUACCAGAUUGAGGAGCUGAAUGGGACCGAGUGGAAGGAUUGGGUAUUUGGAACGCGACUGAAGAAAUUCGUGGCGAGAGAAGAGCCAGAGAAGGAGAUGGAGGCAGAAAUCCCGAAGAGGGUCGACCUCCGCACAAGGGAAAGGGCGCCAGUUGGAGAGACGGUUGAAGAAAAGAGGGCGAGAAGAACCAGGCGGAUAGAUGAGAUAUGGCAGGAGAGGCAGAGGUUGGAGGCAGCAGGGGAGCUUCCGGAGCAGCAGCAGGGGAGGCAGAGGUUGGAGGCAGCGGGGGAGCUUCCGGAGCAGCAGCAGGAGAGGCAGAGAUCGGAGGCAGCAGGAGCACUCCCAGGUCAGCCACCCAGCGCGCCAGCUAGGGCUCCGGAGAUUCCAGAGAUGUGGAGGGACUUUUGGGAGCGAAGAGGAGAGGAGCUUCCCUCGCCAGUCAGAGCCGGGUUUGGGGUGGCCAGGAAGGCGGAAGAGAGGUUAGAUCGCAAAAUCAAGUUCCUGGCCAAGACAACUUUUGACCGGCACUUGUUAUUGGAGAGCGAUCUGGCAGGGAAGAAGAUGAAGGAAACAAACCAUGGAGUACACCUGGAGGCUAUGGAGGUGGAAAUUCAGGAACUUAGAGCAUUGGUAGUCAGUCAGGCAGCUAUCAUUGAGAGCCUGAGGCAGCAAACCCAGGGAAAGGUGGACAAGCCAGAGAGCAGCAGGCAGGGAGAGCAAAGGCAGCCAGGACGUGGAUUACCGGGACAACCAUCUGCAUCAGAGCUUCGCCAGGAGCCACCUAUGGGGAGAGUUAUCCUGUAGUCAAAGGAGGCGAGAGCCCAGAGACAGGCAGAGAGAGAGGCGUUCGAGUUCAGAGCCCCUACCGAACUCGCGA